AUGGGUAUAUGCGGGAGUAAAGAGAAGAAUGCCGGCGAGUCGACCGAGAUGGCGCGUCCGUCACAGCCCGCAGCGUCGCAUGCGCCAACACAACAAAACAUCCCGGUCACUGGAGAAGGUGCGACGGUAAAGGCGCGCAGGUCACCCGAUAACCCGAUUGUGUACUUUGACAUUGCCAUUGGGGGCCAGCCGGUUGGGCGUAUACAAAUGGAGUUGUUCCUUGAUGUUGUACCAGCGACUUCAGAAAACUUUAGACAGUUCUGCACGGGGGAGUCCAACCGUGGCGGAUACAAGGGCAGCACUUUCCACAGAGUGAUUCCGAAUUUCAUGAUUCAGGGUGGUGAUUUCCUGAACGGAGACGGUACCGGCAGCGCGAGCAUCUUUGGAGGCGAUUCUUUCGACGACGAGAACUUUGAGCUCAAGCACACUCACCCUGGUCUCUUGAGCAUGGCGAACUCUGGUCCAAACACCAACGGUUCUCAGUUCUUCAUCCUAACCGCCUCUACACCGCAUCUUGAUCGCAAGCACGUCGUUUUCGGUGAAGUCCUCGACGGCAUGGAUGUCGUGAGGAAGAUUGAGGCGACAAGGACUGGACAGGGUGACAAGCCUGUGAGCGAUGUCGUAAUCGCUGGGUCGGGGCAGCUGGCGGGCGCAAAGCCUUUGGCUUGA
Molecule: messenger RNA, 669 nt
Organism: Alternaria atra
Lineage: Eukaryota; Fungi; Ascomycota; Dothideomycetes; Pleosporales; Pleosporaceae
Exons: 2
Coding region: 1-669 (222 amino acids)
Biological process (GO): protein folding; protein peptidyl-prolyl isomerization
Cellular component (GO): intracellular membrane-bounded organelle
Molecular function (GO): peptidyl-prolyl cis-trans isomerase activity
Source: RefSeq, a predicted model, not a curated record